AUGAUUCGAAAUCAUAAAUCAUUAUCAGAAGAAAUAUUGCUGCUUCUCGAAGGUGAUUUAUCUGAUUUGGACCUUGAUACGUCUGAUGUGGAGGAAGAGAUUGAAAAUGCUCGGCAGCAGGACCCUACUACACUGGAUAUACAGUUUCUUCAAGGAAUGGACCUUGAUAUGGUUGAUAUUCAGGACCCUCAAGCCAAUGAUGAAGAUGAUGUUUCCUUAGCUUCAAGAUUACUUGCUGAGCGAAACCUUGCACCAAGUCAUUCAGCUCAGAAAUUUCAGUGUGAUACAGACCAGGAUCUUCGGUGGAGAAUGAAGGACAUUGAAGAAGUGGACACAUCAGGUAACGCAGUUUUUUCUGACCCUCCAGGAGAUGAACUGACACCUUUGCAGUAUUUCAGAACAAUGUGUAGAGAUGACAUUAUCCAGAACCUAGUCAAGCAAUCUAAUCUAUACUGCACACAGAAAACAGGUGCAUCUUUAGAUACAAAUGUUCGUGAAAUAGAAAAGUAUAUACAGAUAAACAUCCUAGCAGGUGUUGUGAAAAAGCCUAGUUACAGAAUGUACUGGGCAGAGGCUACAAGAUUUUCUCCAAUAGCUGACUCAAUCCCUAGAAAUAGGUUUGAUAAGCUAAGAAAUUAUUUACAUGUGAAUGACAACACUAAAAUGAAACAAAGAGAGGAACCUGAUUAUGACAAGCUGUUCAAGCGACACCGGCUCGAGGACUGUGACCGAGCGCACGGGACCCAGCUGCAGCCACCCCACUCUGCGGGGGUUGCGGCGUGCGCAGCCCUAAAUGGACGUCUCUGA
This is a messenger RNA of Schistocerca americana (American grasshopper), 807 nucleotides long. RefSeq lists its product as uncharacterized. Bases 1 to 807 code for a protein of 268 amino acids. The record is from RefSeq and is a predicted model, not a curated record. The transcript has 2 exons. Lineage: Eukaryota; Metazoa; Arthropoda; Insecta; Orthoptera; Acrididae.